Dermacentor albipictus is the source of this 771-nucleotide messenger RNA. Its product is annotated as putative nuclease HARBI1. Lineage: Eukaryota; Metazoa; Arthropoda; Arachnida; Ixodida; Ixodidae. The record is from RefSeq and is a predicted model, not a curated record.
AUGGCGUUAACUUGUCCCGACAGCCAGAACAUCGCACUCGUAUUGCUACUACGUAGACUACGUCAGAAACGGAAGCGGACCAUGUACAUACGAGAGCUAUUCGACAAGCGCCCUCAACCCAGCGACUACCACCACCUCGUACAGGAGCUGCGCCAAGUGGACCAUGAGUACCACUUUCUUUAUCGCAGAAUGACAAAGGCGAAGUUCGAUCACCUGUUGAGCCUUGUGUACGAGAGAAUACUGCAUGCACCUAACCACACGAGACCGAUACGCCCUGCCGAAAGGCUGGCAGUGACGUUAAGGUUUCUGGCAACAGGCGCCUCAAUGCAAGACAUCGCAAUGAGCUACUGCAUGCAUGCAACAAUGGUUGCUGGGAUUUUAAAAGAAACGCUCCCGGCGAUAUGGGACUGUCUAUCACCGCUCGUCCUUAAGCCCCCAACAGCUGCUCAUUGGGAUAAAAUUCGCAAAGGAUACAGCUUAAAGUGGAAUUUUCCAAAUGUAGUCGGAAGCAUAGACGGCAAGCAUUUUACGAUUCAGUGCCCAGAUAAGAGUGGGUCAGAUUAUUAUAACUAUAAAGGUUUCUAUUCUAUCGUUCUGCUUGCCGUGGUUGAUGCCGACUACCGGUUUACUCUCGUCGAGGUCGGGGCCCAAGGAAAGAUUUCAGAUGGUGCUUUCUUUAAUGAAAGCUCCAUUAGGGAUGUUUUUGAGCGUGGAGGUAUGGAGCUACCCACGACAGCAGUCAAUGGAUGGCCUGUUUUUAUGUGCUGCUAA